GCCCACUUCACCUGGACACUAACUAUGGGGUGGACAACUCUGUGGUUGUGUGUUCUCGCUCUGCCACUAACGAGCACCAUCCAGAUGAAAGCCAAGAAAGCGCGCCUGUCCAACCAUGUGAACAGCAUCUGCAGCACCUGGGGCAGAGAGCACUUCAAGACCUUCGAUGGAGACGUUUACCAGUUCCCAGGGACGUGUGAGUACAACCUGGCCUCCGACUGCCACUCUGAGUCCUACCAGGAAUUCUCUGUGCACCUGAAGAGGAACGAGGCUACUGAGGCUGAGGGGAACCCUACGGUCAAACACGUAGUGGUCACUAUCAACGACCUGGUCUUCCACCUGACCAAGACUCAGGUCGCGGUCAAUGGAGAAAUUGUAACUCUGCCGUACUACAAUGGAGGAGUCCAACUGGAGAGGAAUGCAGUUUACACCAAACUCUACUCCAAGGUUGGCCUGGUUGUCAUGUGGAACGGAGAGGAUGCCGUCAUGGUGGAGCUGGACACGGAGUAUACCAACCGUACCUGUGGUCUCUGUGGAGACUUCAAUGGCCUUCCAGUCCACAAUGAGUUUGUUCAUAACGGUCGUAAAGUGAGCCCCAUUGAGUUUGGAAACAGACAGAAGGUCCACAGGCCCAACGAGGACUGUGAAGACCCCUAUGAAGAGGAAGAGGAAGAUGAACCUGCAGACGUUCAGCCUAAAGAGGACACAUGCAAGGAGUUUCAUGCCCAGUGUGACCAGCUCCUGCGCUCGCCGUUGUGGAGCUCCUGUGGUGCGGUCGUGAACCCUGACCCCUACAUCCAGGCCUGUGUUCAGGACCUGUGUGGCUGCAGCAACACUUCUGAUAGCUUCUGUGUCUGCAGCACCCUGGCAGAGUACUCCAGACAGUGCUCCCACGCCGGGGGACAGCCACCCCACUGGAGAACAACAGCCUUCUGUGACAAGCAGUGUCCGUUCAACAUGGUCUAUCUGGAGAGUGGCUCUCCCUGCAUGGACACCUGUACCCACUCAGACACCAGCUCACUGUGUGAAGAACACCUGAUGGACGGCUGCUUCUGCCCCCACGGGACUGUGUUUGAUGACAUCUCAAAGAGGGGGUGUGUCACUCAGGACCAGUGUCAGUGCAAACACGACAAGGUUUACAACUCUGGAGAAGUAUUCAGACAGGAUCGUGAGGAAUGUGUCUGUCAUCAUGGUCAGUGGUCCUGUAAAAGUCUGCCCAGCCCUGCUACAUGUGCCGUUGAGGAGGGUUCACACGUGACGACCUUCGAUGGGAAAGCAUUCACCUUCCAUGGGGACUGUUACUACCCCUUAGCCAAGGUGGAAAGCAAGGAUGAAACCAGUCCAAAGUUCACUGUACUGGUCCAGCUGGUUCCCUGUAUAAGACAGAAGUUUGACACUUGCCUCAAGAGUGUUGUGGUCUUGCUAAACAAUGAUAGAAACAACGCUUUGGUGAUUACCGCCGAUGGGAAGGUCAGCCACAAUGCACAGAUCACUCUGCCUUACAACACAGCUGACAUCAGUGUGUUCAAGCCCUCGUCCUUCCACGUGAUGCUCCAGACCAGCUUUGGGCUGCAGGUUCAGAUCCAGCUGGUCCCUAUCAUGCAGGUCUAUGUCACCCUGGACGAGAGCUACAAGACCAAGACACAAGGUCUGUGUGGGAACUUCAACAAGGUUCUGUCUGAUGACAUGAAGACCCCCCAGGGUAUGGUGGAGGGAACAGCCUCUUCAUUUGGGAACUCCUGGAAGGCUAAUCCUACCUGCAGAGACAGAGAGGAGAGGCUGGACGACCCCUGCUCCCUCAGCGUGGAGAAUGAGAACUAUGCUAAACAUUGGUGCUCCAUGCUAAGAAGUUCUGACAGCACUUUUGCCAAGUGCCAUGCCAUGGUGGACCCCGAGCUUUACUACAAGCGAUGCACGUACGCUAGCUGCAACUGUGAGAAGAGUGAAGACUGCCUGUGUGCCGUCUUCUCCUCUUAUGUGCGAGACUGUGCUACCAAGGGAGUGGUCCUGUCGGGCUGGAGAGAGAACAUGUGUGACAAAUACAUUGGUCACUGCCCAGCGUCUCAGACCUACUCUGACCAGCUCCAGAGAUGUCAGCUGACCUAGCUCCUGGCCAGCAAAAACCAGGGUUGUACCAACGACUCUCCCGUGGAUGGUUGCUCUUGCCCGGACGGACUCUACAUGGAUGACAGGGGCACCUGUGUACCCAUGGACAAAUGCCCUUGCUUCCACAACGGGGUCCACAUCAAGCCUGGGAAGUCCAUCAACAUUCAGGAGGAGCACUGUGUCUGCAACAAUGGGAAGCUUCACUGUCGUUCCUGGAAGAUGCGUUCAGAGAGUACCUGCCAGUCGCCGAAGGUGUUCUUGAACUGCUCCAAUGACCUGGGAGUACAGUGUACACGGAGCUGUAGGAACCCGGAUUUCAUGGACUGUUUCUCCGCAGAGUGUGAGUCUGGGUGCAAGUGUCCCAUGAGUCUGUGGGAGGAUGGGAAAGGCAUGUGUGUGAAAAAACAUGAAUGCCCGUGCAGCCAUGACGGAUUCCUCUAUGCCCCAGGAAAACAGAUCCCAAACGGAUGUAACACUUGCACCUGUAAGAGUGGGAAAUGGGAGUGCACAGAUAAGAAGUGUCCAGGAACCUGUACCAUCUAUGGCAGUGGCCAUUACAAAACCUUUGAUGAGCGCACGUAUGGCUUCCAAGGAAAAUGUGGCUAUGUGGCUGUCCAGAACAAAUGUGGGAACCGGCCUGUCCAGGACAAAUUCAUGGUGAUCACAGAGAACAUACCGUGUGGAACCACAGGCACCACUUGCUCCAAGUCUGUCAGGGUUCAACUGGGGAGAACAGAGCUGAAACUAUCAAAGAGGACCCAUGAAGUGGUGGACCUAGGCGUGGGCUCUCAGAUCCAGUACCGAGUGAGGACCGUCGGUCUGUACCUGAUUGUUGAGUCAGACAUCGGGAUCGCAGUGCUGUGGGACCGCAAAACUACCGUCCGCAUCGUCCUGGAGCCACAACAUAGUGGAGCAGUGUGCGGCCUGUGUGGGAACUAUAAUGGAGAAGGCAGAGAUGACUUCACCACACAAGGUCAGAUGAUAGUUAGCAGCCCUGUGGAGUUUGCUAACAGCUGGAAAGUGUCAAGCACUUGCCCCGACGCAGAAAGCAACGUGGACCCAUGUGGAGCCAGACCCAACCGUCACAACUGGGCUAAGAUGCAGUGCAGCAUCAUCACAGGAAAGACUUUCCAACUGUGUCACAAGAAGGUAGACCCUAGUCUGUACUUUGAGAACUGUGUGAAGGACUCCUGUGCCUGUGAUAGUGGUGGAGACUGUGAGUGUUUCUGUACAGCUGUAGCAGCCUACGCCCAGGCCUGCACCGAAGCUGGAGUCUGUGUUGCAUGGAGAACACCAGAAAUCUGUCCUGUGUUCUGUGACUACUACAACGAUCCAGGUGAAUGUGAAUGGCAUUACAGCCCUUGCCACACACCUUGCUUCAAGACCUGUCUGAAUCCAAAUGGGACCUGUGACAACCCUCUUCCCAAUCUGGAAGGUUGUUACCCACAAUGCCCUCCAGAUAGGCCAAUAUUUAAUGAAGAGACUGGGGAGUGUGUUGAGGAAUGCACAUCAACAACAACCCCAGGCAACCACACCAACACCAACAACAACACCGUGGACACCAACAACUACCACAUUGACAACAAAACCUCCAACAACAACACCAAUGCCACCAACAACAACACAAACACCACCAACAACCACAUCACCAUUAACAACACCAAUGCCACCAACAACAACCACACCAAAGCCAACAACAACCACACCAAUGCCAACAACAACACAAAUGCCACCAACAACAACAACCACACCAAAGCCAACAACAACACCAAUGCCACCAACAACAACAACCACACAAAUACCAACAACAACCACACAUACACCAACACCACCACCAACAACAACAACACCAUUACCACCAACAACAACCACAACAAUACCAACAACAACAACAAUACCACCAACAACAACAACAAUACCACAAACAACAACAAUACCACCAAUACCAACAACAACAACAACACCACCAACCACAACAAUACCACCAACAACAACAACCCCAAUACCAACAACAACAACACCAAUACCAACAACAACAAUACCACCAAUACCAACAACAACAACAACACCAACACCACCACCAACAACAACCACAACAAUACCACCAACAACAACAACCCCAAUACCAACAACAACAACAACACCAAUACCAACAACAACAACAACAACAACAUCAAUACCACCAACAACAACCACACAAACACCAACAACCACACCAAUUCCACCAACAACAACAACAACCACACCAAUACCACCAACAACAACCCCCCAGACACCAGAGCCAACAACUACUCCUUGUAUUCCUACCUGUGAGUGGUCAGAAUGGUAUGAUGAAGAUGAUGAUAAAGACAAGAGUGACUGGGAAAUGUAUUGGAAUAUCACGCAGAGUGGAAAA
This is a messenger RNA of Oncorhynchus masou masou (cherry salmon), 4501 nucleotides long. RefSeq names its product mucin-2-like. Gene Ontology annotation, molecular function: protein binding. Gene Ontology annotation, cellular component: extracellular matrix. The record is from RefSeq and is a predicted model, not a curated record. Lineage: Eukaryota; Metazoa; Chordata; Actinopteri; Salmoniformes; Salmonidae.